This is a messenger RNA of Gossypium arboreum, 2314 nucleotides long. Its product is annotated as rust resistance kinase Lr10-like. The record is from RefSeq and is a predicted model, not a curated record. Gene Ontology annotation, molecular function: protein kinase activity; ATP binding. The coding region runs from base 859 to 2145 and encodes 428 amino acids. Lineage: Eukaryota; Viridiplantae; Streptophyta; Magnoliopsida; Malvales; Malvaceae. The transcript is spliced from 3 exons. Gene Ontology annotation, biological process: protein phosphorylation.
GGAGGAAAGGAAAUGAGGGUUGUGGCUAUCAGCCUCUUCAAAAUAAAAACUUGCAUUGUGUUGGUUGUCGGUCAUAGUACACUUUUAUGAAAAGUCUUGUCCUCUUGCUUCCCACUCCACAUGGUGCCAUAUCUCAUCUUGAGAUAUUCUCCACAUAUAUCCCUGAUUUUGUUAGAAGCUUCAUUGUUGCUCUUCUUCUCUACCAAAAUAUUAGCAUGUCAUAUUUAAAAGCAAAACUCCCAUUGUUUGGUCACCUAAUGCCCACUUUUGCAUUAUUUCUUAUUCUAUUCCCUGGUGCUUCUCUCGCUAGGCAUCUUUUUAACCAGGACUGCGGCUCUACUUUCUGUGGGAAUUUGAAUAUCAGUUAUCCAUUUCGAUUAAAAAACCAACCUCCUCAAUGUGGCUGUUAUGAACUGGAACUUGCGUGUGAGAAUAACAACCGCACCACUUUGGUUUUGAGAGAAGGGAAAUUCGUUGUCCAAAAUUUUUUUUACGAAAAUAAAACAAUCCAAGUGAUGGAUUCAAAUCUGGAUAAGAAUGAUUGCAACUCCCUUCCUCUUAGUUCCAUAUAUUUCAAGUAUUUAGAUGGACAAUUGUAUUCCGUUUUUCUUCUCCUCAUUAUUAUUCUCAUUCUCAUCAUUAUUAUACUUCUUAUUAUUAUUAUAGUAGAGAGUUAGAGGCUAGCAUUAUGUAUGUUGUGAAUUGCUGAAACCUAUAAAAUCAUCUCAAUAUAUUGAUGCCUCUCGUUGUAUCACCAAAUCCAAUAUCUCUUUUCCUCCAACUUUCUUCUAUUUUUUAGACAGAAAUACAGUGCAGAAUCUCAAUCAAGCUUGCACCGUGGAAGCGGAAGUUCCAAUUAUGGUUAAAAGUAUAUCAGGCAUGCCUACGUUGGCUAUCUACAAUAAGCUAUCUCAGGGUUUUUACCUUUCAUGGUAUGAGAACCCAUACUUGGAACUUUCUGGAUUGCGAUAUGUGAUGUUUUGCUUUGGACUUUGUCUUAAUGAAAUUGGUUUUUCCAUCAUACUGAGGCUCUUCUUUGGGAUACCUUGUUUGCUUGUGCUUGUAAUAUAUAAAUGGAGAAGAAGACAUUUAUCUAUAGAUGAUAAAAUUGAAGAGUUCCUUCAAAGCCACGAUCUAGCUCCAAUUAGAUACUCUUUCAAAGAAGUUAAAAAAAUGACUAAAAAUUUUAAAGAUAAAUUAGGUGAAGGGGGUUAUGGGUCGGUGUUUAAAGGAAAGCUUUGUAGUGGACAUCAUGUGGCAAUAAAAUUGUUGUGCACAUCAAAGGGUAAAGGCCAAGAUUUCAUCAAUGAAGUUGCUUCUAUUGGAAGAAUUCAUCAUGCUAAUGUGACAAAACUUAUUGGAUUUUGUGUGGAGGGAUCAAAACAAGCUCUCGUGUAUGAUUUCAUGUCAAAUGGAUCGUUAGAUAAAAUCAUAUUUUCUAAAGAAAAAAAUAACACUUUAGAUUGGAAAAAACUAUUUGAUAUUGUGCUUGGGGUUGCUCGAGGAAUCGACUACUUUCAUCACGGAUGUGACAUGCAAAUUUUACAUUUUGAUAUCAAGCCACACAACAUUCUUCUGGACGAGAACUUUAACCCAAAAGUUUCAGAUUUUGGUCUUGCUAAGUUGUACUCAGCAAAUGAGAGCAUUGUCUCUCUCACUACAGCACGAGGAACAAUAGGAUAUAUUGCUCCUGAAUUGGUUUACAAAAAUCUUGAAGGCAUUUCAUACAAAGCUGAUGUUUACAGUUUUGGAAUGUUGGUGAUGGAAAUGGUUGGAAGGAGAAAGAAUUUUAAUGCAUUUGUUGACCACACUAGCCAAAAAUAUUUUCCAUCUUGGAUUUAUGACCAGUUAGAUCAAGGAGAAGACAUAGAGUUGGAAGAUGUUUCUAAUGAUGAAAAAGUACUGAUAAGGAAGAUGAUAAUAACAGCCUUUUGGUGUAUACAAUUAUUGCCUUCUGAUCGUCCUUCAAUGAAUGAAGUGUUGAAGAUGCUUGAAUCUAAUGUUGAACUCCUUGAGAUGCCUCUAAAGCCAUUUCAUCAACUUCCUCUUGAAACAUCAAUGGAGGUUCAUAGCUGUAAAAACUCUAAUGAUGAGGAAAGUAGGUCGUUGGAUGUUGUUACUAUAACCAGUUUUAAUGUUGUUUAAGAUUGGAAACAUUUCCUGUCAUUACCUUACCAUUGUAGCUUUAUAUAAUUUUUUUCCCUUCAUAUGUAUUAGUGUCUUGAUGUGUAUUUCAUAUAAAUCUUGUUUUGAUGUUUAAAUAAAUAAUAUUGAAGUGAUAUUUUGUAGGAUUGUUGAGCUCCUUCACAAAUAA